Molecule: messenger RNA, 846 nt
Organism: Gracilinanus agilis (Agile Gracile Mouse Opossum)
Lineage: Eukaryota; Metazoa; Chordata; Mammalia; Didelphimorphia; Didelphidae
Product: olfactory receptor 1030-like
Exons: 1
Biological process (GO): G protein-coupled receptor signaling pathway; sensory perception of smell
Cellular component (GO): membrane
Molecular function (GO): olfactory receptor activity; G protein-coupled receptor activity; odorant binding
Source: RefSeq, a predicted model, not a curated record
AUGACAGAGAGACUGCUUCAAAAUGGAAGCCAAGUGACUGAAUUCAUCCUUCUGGGACUGACUGGUCGGCCAGAGUUGCAACCCAUCCUCUUCAUGGUGUUUCUGGUUGUCUACCUUAUUACCUUGAUGGGAAAUCUUGGAAUGACUACAUUGAUCAGAAUCACACCUCGCCUGCACACACCCAUGUACUUCUUCCUUAGCCACCUUGCCUUUGUGGAUGUAUGUUAUUCUACUAAUGUCACACCCCUCAUGCUAACUCACAUCUUAUGUAAGAAGAAAACUAUUUCCUAUGUUGCUUGUUUGACCCAGUGUCACUUUUUCAUUGCCCUGGUCAUCACUGAAUAUUUCAUGCUGGCUCUGAUGGCCUAUGACCGCUACAUGGCUAUCUGCAGUCCACUACUUUAUAGCAGCAAGAUGUCCAUGAGCACUUGCUUCUGGUUGGUCACCAUUCCUUACAUUCAUGGCACACUUGUAGGUGCAGUACAAGUCAUCUUAACAUCUCGUUUGAACUUCUGUGGCCCUAACUCCAUCAAUCAUUUCUAUUGCACCAACCCACCUUUGUUGGUACUGAGCUGUUCUAACACCUAUAUCAAGCAGACAGCCUUGCUUAUCUCUGCAGGUAUGAACCUGUCCAGCUCCCUCUUGAUAAUUCUCAUCUCAUACAUUUUCAUCUUUGCUGCCAUCCUACGUAUCCUUUCCACAGAGGGGCAACGUAAAGUCUUCUCCACUUGUGGUUCCCACUUGACAGCAGUUACCAUGUUUUAUGGCACUCUUUUCUGCAUGUAUGUGAGACCUGCCACCAAACAAUCGGUGGAACAGGGUAAAAUCAUUGCAGUGUUUUGUAUC